This is a messenger RNA of Echinops telfairi (small Madagascar hedgehog), 1722 nucleotides long. RefSeq names its product single Ig and TIR domain containing (gene SIGIRR). Gene Ontology annotation, biological process: signal transduction. The record is from RefSeq and is a predicted model, not a curated record. Lineage: Eukaryota; Metazoa; Chordata; Mammalia; Afrosoricida; Tenrecidae. The transcript is spliced from 10 exons. Bases 330 to 1562 code for a protein of 410 amino acids.
AACUGCAAAGCCAGGAAGCUACGGAGAACGUUUGAACUAAAACACAGACAGAAGCAGACGCUGCGUCAGGAGGCAACAUGCUGAGGAAGGUGGGGGAGGCCAGCGGUGGGGGGUUGCUCCCCCCCACACCACACUCAUGGCCAGCACACCCGUAGGAGAACACUGGAGCCAGCAGCCUCUGACCCCUCUGGGAGUCCUGACCAAGUGGCCACAAGGAUAGUGUUCCCUGGCCCCCCUGGCCCUUGGUGGACCUGUCCACUUGGGCUCGGGAGCUCGUGGAGCCUGGGGUGGCAGCGGGCCCAGCCUGCCCUGGAAGGCCAGCCAGAGUCAUGGCAGGUGUCUGUGACAGCAACCCUGACUUCCUCUCUCCGGCUGGAGAUCAGGUCCUGAGGCCUGCCCUGAACAGUGUCCUCACGCUGAACUGCACGGCCCGGGUGGUGACUGGCCAUCCCUGUACCCUGCCCUCAGUGCAGUGGCUGAAAGAUGGGCUGCCCUUGGGCAACAGAAGCCACUACAGCCUCCAGGAGGGUUCGUGGGUCGGGGCCAGCCUGUCAGCAGGGCUCGUGUCCAGUGUCCUGGGCAUGAACCUGAGCAGUGACGAGGACUACGGGGUUUUCACCUGCUCCAUCUACAAUGUCAGCUCCCCCUCCAUCACACUGAGGAGAACAGGUUCACCCGGCCAUGUAGCCGCGGUGCUGGCCUCCAUCCUGGUCGUGCUAGUGCUGCUGCUGGCUGCGCUGCUCUACAUUAAGUGCCGCCUGAACGUGCUGCUGUGGUAUCAGGAAGCCUACGGCGAGGUGGAGAUGAACGACGGCAAGCUCUACGACGCCUUCGUGUCCUAUAGCGACUGCCCGGAGGACCGCAAGUUCGUGAACUUCAUCCUGAAGCCGCAGCUGGAGCGCUGCCGGGGCUACAAGCUCUUCCUGGAGGACCGAGACCUCCUUCCCAGAGCCGAGCCUUCCGCCGACCUGCUGGUGAACUUGAGUCGCUGCCGGCGCCUCAUCGUGGUGCUGUCAGACGCCUUUCUGGGUCGGGCCUGGUGCAGCCACAGCUUCCGGGAGGGCCUGUGCCGGCUGCUGGAGCUAACGCGAAGACCCAUCUUCAUUACCUUCGAGGGCCAGAGGCGCGACCCAGCGCACCCAGCGCUUCGCCUGCUGCGCCAGCACCGCCACCUGGUGACCCUGCUGCUCUGGAAGCCCGGCUCCGUGACGCCUUCUUCUGAUUUUUGGAAAGAGCUGCAGCUGGCGCUACCACGGAAGGUGCGGUACCGGGUGGCCGAGGGGGACCCGCAGACUCAGUUGCAGGAGGACAAGGACCCCAUGCUCAUCGUGCGAGGCAGUGUCCCAGAGGCUCGGACCCUGGAGCCCCAGCUAGACCCGGACCCUGAGGGAGACCUGGGUGUCCGAGGGCCUAUCUUUGGGGAGCCCAUAGUUCAAUCGCAUCCGAGCAGUGUCCCGCUGGGAGAGGCCCGGGACAGCGAGGUGGACGUCUCGGACCUUGGGUUCCGGAACUACUGCGCACGCACGGACUUCUACUGCCUAGUGUCAGAGGACGACGUGUAACCCUGUCUCCUGGAGCCCAGGCCCACCCAGGUGGCCAGACUGCGGGGCCUGGGGGCUUGUGGUCUCUCUGCCCUGCCCUGGGCUCUAGCACUGCUCAGGGAAGGAGUGUGGCCCCAGGGCCCAUUCACAUGCCAGGAAAAUAAAGUUCUUUCGGAUCUGC